This is a messenger RNA of Mangifera indica (mango), 3501 nucleotides long. Its product is annotated as probable sucrose-phosphate synthase 4. Lineage: Eukaryota; Viridiplantae; Streptophyta; Magnoliopsida; Sapindales; Anacardiaceae. Gene Ontology annotation, molecular function: sucrose-phosphate synthase activity; sucrose synthase activity. The record is from RefSeq and is a predicted model, not a curated record. The transcript is spliced from 14 exons. Gene Ontology annotation, biological process: sucrose metabolic process. Bases 257 to 3325 code for a protein of 1022 amino acids.
AUCACUUGAAACCUCACCUCUCUCUCUCUCUCUCUCUCUCUCACUCUUUAUCUAUCUUUCUCUUUGCUACCAUGAAGAUUUUCUUGGAAAAUUUUAGUUGUGGAAAGUGGUAUUUUCUAUUAUGAUCCAUUAGCUUUCAAAAAUAAUAAUAGUUGAAUUUCUCUGUAUUACAUAUCAUCAAACAUCUAUAUAUACAUAAACCUAGGAGAGAAGUCUCUUGUGUUAAUAGAAUCAGAAGCACUUGAGAGAAGCAUAAAUGGCUGGAAAUGAGUGGAUAAAUGGGUACUUGGAGGCAAUUUUGGAUGUGGGAAGUGGGAAAAGAAAAAUGAAUGAUGGGAAGUUGAAGCUGUCGAAGUUUGAAGAAUCAAAGCAGAAGGAAGGGCAAUUGUUUAGUCCUACAAAGUACUUUGUUGAAGAAGUGAUUAAUAGUUUUGAUGAAUCCGACCUCCACAGAACUUGGGUCAAGGUAAUAGCAACAAGGAAUACCCGUGAAAGGAGUAACAGGCUGGAGAAUAUGUGCUGGCGAAUUUGGCAUCUUGCUCGCAAAAAGAAACAAAUUGCUUGGGAGGAUGCACAGAGGCUAGCCAAGAGACGUAUCGAGCGUGAGCAAGGUCGUGACGAUGCUGCCAAUGAUCUUUCAGAGCUCUCUGAAGGGGAGAAGGAGAAGGGAGAUGCUAAUAUCUCAGAUUCUUCCAAGUAUAUCACAAGAAUCAAUUCUGAUUUGCAAAUGUGGAAUGAUGAAGACAAGUCUAACAAGAACCUCUACAUUGUGUUGAUAAGUAUGCAUGGGUUGGUACGAGGAGAAAAUAUGGAACUUGGGAGAGAUUCUGAUACUGGUGGUCAGGUAAAAUAUGUUGUUGAACUCGCAAGAGCCCUGGCCAACACUAAGGGAGUUUAUCGUGUGGAUCUGUUGACAAGGCAAAUUGCCUCACCAGAGGUAGACUCUAGUUAUGGUGAACCCAUUGAGAUGUUGUCUUGCCCCGCCGACGGCAGUGGCAGUUGCGGAGCCUAUAUCAUCCGUAUCCCUUGUGGUGCUCGUGACAAGUACAUAGCAAAAGAGUCACUUUGGCCACACAUACCUGAAUUUGUUGAUGGUGCAAUAAACCACAUCGUCAACAUGGCAAGGGCUCUUGGUGAACAAGUGAAUGGAGGAAAACCCACAUGGCCCUAUGUGAUUCACGGCCACUAUGCUGAUGCAGGGGAGGUGGCAGCUCACCUCUCCAGUGCCUUGAAUGUGCCAAUGGUGUUGACGGGGCACUCGUUGGGGCGGAACAAGUUCGAGCAACUUCUCAAGCAGGGGAGGCUGCCUAAGGACAUAAAUGCAACCUACAAGAUAAUGAGGAGGAUAGAAGCUGAAGAGAUGGGGCUGGAUGCUGCUGAAAUGGUGGUGACUAGCACGAGACAAGAGAUCGAAGAGCAAUGGGGGUUGUAUGAUGGGUUUGAUAUCAAAUUGGAGAGGAAGCUUAGGGUUAGAAGACAGCGCGGUGUUAGCUGCUUUGGACGAUACAUGCCAAGGAUGGUGGUUAUACCACCAGGUCUGGAUUUCAGCUAUGUAACAACACAAGAUUCAUUGGAGGGUGAUGCUGAUCUUAAGUCAUUGCUUAGCUCUGAUAGAAAUAACAAGCGCCAUCUGCCUCCAAUAUGGUCUGAGAUCAUGAGAUUUUUCACAAACCCCCACAAGCCAACCAUACUUGCAUUGUCUCGUCCUGACCCAAAGAAAAAUGUCACCACAUUGCUCAAGGCAUUUGGGGAGUGCCAGCCUCUGCGAGAGCUAGCUAACAUGACAUUGAUACUGGGGAACAGAGAUGACAUCAAUGAAAUGUCUAAUAGCAGUUCAGUUGUUCUUACCACUGUUCUAAAGCUCAUCGACAAGUAUGACUUGUACGGUCAGGUGGCUUAUCCAAAGCAUCAUAAGCAAUCUGAAGUUCCUGAAAUUUAUCGUCUGGCUGCAAAAACGAAGGGAGUUUUCAUAAAUCCAGCACUUGUGGAACCAUUCGGUCUCACACUUAUUGAGGCAGCUGCAUAUGGUCUUCCAAUUGUUGCCACAAAGAACGGGGGACCUGUGGACAUUGUGAAGGCACUUAACAAUGGUCUCCUGGUUGACCCGCAUGAUCAGAAAGCUAUAGCAGACGCCCUCCUGAAGCUGGUUGCUGACAAAAACAUGUGGUCUGAUUGUCGAAAAAAUGGACUCAAGAAUAUCCACCGCUUUUCAUGGACAGAACACUGCCGCAACUACCUCUCACAUGUAGAGCACUGCAGGAACCGUCACCCCACCACACGACUUGAGAUCGUGACAAUUCCUGAAGAACCAAUGAGUGAUUCUCUAAAGGAUGUGGAAGAUCUUUCUUUAAAGUUCUCCAUUGAAGGAGACUUCAAGCUCAACGGAGAGCUUGAUGCGGCAACUAGACAGAAAAAACUCAUUGAAGCCAUCACCCAAAAGGCUUCCUUCAAUGGCAAUGCCACUGUCACUCACAGUCCUGGUAGAAGGCAGAUGCUAUUUGUAAUCGCUUCUGAUUGCUAUGACGGCAACGGCAAUAUCACAGACAAGUUUCAAACAACAAUCAAGAAUGUGAUGAAAGCAGCAGGAUUGAGUAUAGGCCUAGGCAAAGUAGGCUUCAUAUUGGUAACUGGUUCGAGUUUGCGAGAGACUAUGGAAGCAAUCAAAAGCUGCCCAUUAAAUAUAGAAGAUUUUGAUGCAAUAAUUUGCAACAGUGGAAGUGAACUGUAUUACCCGUGGAGAGACAUGGUGGCUGAUAUAGACUAUGAAGCCCGUAUAGAAUACAAAUGGCCAGGUGAGAAUGUGAGAUCAAUGGUUAUUAGGCUAGCGAGGACAGAAGAUGGAGCUGAGGAUGACAUCUCUGAGUAUGUGGAUGCAUGCAGUUCCAGGUGCUCCUCUUACAGUAUAAAACCAGGAGCCAAGACUCGAAGAGUAGAUGAACUUCGCCAAAGGUUGCGAAUGAGAGGAUUCCGAUGCAACCUAGCCUAUACACGUGCAGCAUCAAGGUUAAACGUGGUACCACUAUUUGCAUCAAGAAAACAAGCUCUAAGGUAUCUGUCAAUUAGAUGGGGAAUUGAUCUUUCGAAAACAGUAGUGUUUGUGGGCGAAAGAGGGGACACAGACUAUGAAACCCUGCUGACUGGCCUCCACAAAACUAUAAUUGUAAGAGGCACAGUGGAGUGCAGCAGUGAGAAGUUUCUUCAUGGUGAAGAGAGUUAUAAAAGAGAAGAUUCAGUUCCACAAGACAGUCCUAACAUCACCCCAGUGGAAGGAAGUUAUGAAGCCCAGGAUAUCUCUGCAGCUCUGAAGGCUCUUGAGAUCAAGUGAAUAUGAUAUUUACUAUAUUUUCCUUUCAAGUGUUUAUAUAUCCUCAUCGUUAAUGCAAAAGCAAGGAUAUAAGUACCAUAUAUACAAGAAUAUACAUCUCAACUUGUGAGAGAUUUCAAUUGUUCAAGUAUAAUAAAAUACUAAACGUAGAAUAAUAAAGAAUGUAAAUUUGUGUG